UUCUACUUGAAAUUGAUGAUUCUAUUUUUCUUUUUUAGGCAAUUAAUUGCCGUAGUUGUUACUGCCAUAGUGGUGCUGAUUAGUGCCUCGUUUUUAUUUGCUUGUGCUGGGAAUGUAUUGCUUAAAAGGAAUCUUUCUUUAGCCUUUUCUUCUUAUGAAGAAGAAAAUUCUGUGAAAGUUUUGAAUCCGGGAAUAAGGCGUCUUUCCAACGUAUCAGUGACGAGCCUUCUUUUAGGGAUCAGCACUAUUCCCAGUGACAGUCAUACUUACCAAAGUGGGUAUCAAGUGUUGCGUCUUGCCACUGAAGCUUUUCCAGCUGCUCUGGCUGUCGAAGGUGUUCGCAGUAUUUCCUCCUUCUGGUCCAUAUGUUUUUACACGUCCAUGAUUCUGUUUGGAUUUGGGCAACAGGUGUGUAUUUCUUUUUUAUCUGUUUGUGUUUUAUAGCUUUUGUUAAUAUUUUUAUAUGGUCUUUACAAACUAUCUGUUCAUAUCAGGCGCAUGUACUGAAAAUAUGUGACACCUCAUUUUCAAAGUUGAUCUUAACCAGUUGACUUAAAAAAAAGAAAAGAAAAUACUGAAAUUCAAUUCUUUUGGUCAAUGUUUAUCUCUGAAGGAUAUUAUAACAGGGUUCCCACGGUAUUUGAAAAACCUUGAAAGUCCUUGAAUUUAGUUGAAAAAAAUCAGGGCCCUGGAAAAUCCUUGAAUUCUGCCAUAGGGUACUUGAAAAGUUCUUGAUUUUUUAAGAUUUAAAGUAAUUCUAAUCUUUUUUACAAAAAAAGCAGUAAGAAAAUAAUAAAUUCAAAGGAAGAUUAUAGAAAUUCUGAUAGAUGCAAUUUUUAAUGCAUGAAGUGAAAGGGGGUUGAAGAAGAUGCAAAACUUUUCUCUCCUAGAUUUCUCACACCAGAUUAUUGUUCAUCUGUCUGAUGUUUUAAAAGCUGAAAUUUCUAGCAAACUGUAGGUUUUGUAGUUAUAGUUUUCAAAUGAUAUGUAGUGCUUAAUCGAUUUAGAAAUAUGUUCAGUGUGUUAACUUCAUUAUUACUACAGGUUAAUAUUGUUAUUCUAUUUGUUCUUUUAAUUUAUGUUCAAAGGA
Molecule: messenger RNA, 1090 nt
Organism: Parasteatoda tepidariorum (common house spider)
Lineage: Eukaryota; Metazoa; Arthropoda; Arachnida; Araneae; Theridiidae
Source: RefSeq, a predicted model, not a curated record